Molecule: messenger RNA, 2914 nt
Organism: Camellia sinensis
Lineage: Eukaryota; Viridiplantae; Streptophyta; Magnoliopsida; Ericales; Theaceae
Product: pentatricopeptide repeat-containing protein At3g12770
Biological process (GO): RNA modification
Molecular function (GO): zinc ion binding; RNA binding; protein binding
Source: RefSeq, a predicted model, not a curated record
UUUCAAUACUGGUAAAAUGACCGUUAAUAGUUGGAACAUCCAAACCAGACUCUGCAUUUCGUUUCUCUUCUACAUGCCUUGUUCAUAUCUUUCUCUCAAUCUCUCUCCACCCAAAAAACUCUCCAGACUCAUCUUCUCCUCUUGCUUCUCAACCCACAUUUCAUCACUCAGAAAUGCCCAAUUCAAUCAAUCACCACCCAUUGUUCACAAACUCUUAUCGUUCUUGCAAGAGGUCUCGCAUUGCCUUUUCCGGGUUAUGUCUGUUCAUGCUCAAAUCAUCACCAACUCACUAUCUUCAGACCAAUUUGUGGCCACCAGACUUGUAAAAGCCUACUCUGAUGUGGGUAGUUUAGAAUCUGCCCGCUGUGUGUUCGAUCAAAUUCCUCAACCACAUGUUUUUCUAUGUAAUGCCAUGAUGAAUGGGUAUUUACGAAAUGAGCUGUAUAAUGAGACCCUCAGGUUGUUCCAGAUGAUGGGUUGUCAUAAUUUAGAAAUUGAUAGUUGCACUUGUACUUUUGCACUCAAAGCGUGUACGGGCUUAUCAGAUUAUGAGAGUGGGAUGGGAAUUAUCAGAGGUGUUGCGGAGAGUAGGAAGGAAAGAGAUCGAUUUUUUGGAAGUUCAGUGAUUAAUUUUUUGGUUAAAUUUGAUCAUAUUGAUGAGGCACAAAGGGUAUUCGAUGGCAUUCGACAUAGGGAUGUUGUUUGUUGGAAUGCAAUGAUUGGAGGUUACGUGCAAGCAUGUCAUUUUAAUGAAGCUAUUGAUCUGUUUUUUGAGAUGCGUGGUUGUGGAAAUAGGCCCACUCCGGUAACUAUGGUGAGCUUGAUGAAGGCAUGUGAAGGGAUUGGAAAUUUACAACUUGGAAAAUGUAUUCAUGGAUGUGUUCUUGGAUUGGGAAUGGGUAAGGAUACUCUGGUGCUCACAUCAUUGCUUGAUAUGUAUAGUAAAAUGGGUCACACUCAAAUUGCUUAUCGGGUUUUUGAGAGGAUGCCUAUGAAAAGCUUGGUAUCAUGGAAUGCAAUGAUUUCAGGAUGUGUUCAAAGUGGUUUGAUUCAUGAAUCAUUUGAACUAUUUCAUAGAUUAGUCAACACCGGUGGUGGGUUUGAUUCGGCAACUACUGUUAGCCUCCUUCAGGGUUGUUCACAAACAGCUGAUUUAGAAACUGGAAAGAUCCUCCACGGUUGCAUCUUAAGAAAGGGUCUUGAAUUAAAUCUCAUUUUAUCGACUACACUUGUUGAUUUGUAUUGCAAAUGUGGUGCAUUAGAUCUGGCAACUUCUACGUUUAACCGUAUGAAAGACAAGAAUGUGAUCACGUGGACUGCUAUGUUAGUAGGGCUAGCGCAAAAUGGGUUAGCAGAAGCGGCUUUGAAAUUAUUUCAUCAGAUGCAAGAAGAGGAAGUUGAUGCCAAUUUUGUCACUCUUGUUAGUUUGGUCCAUUCUUGUGCCCAUUUGGGCUCUUUGAAGAAAGGAAGGAGUGUGCAUGCUCAUUUAAUUCGCAGUGGCUUUGCUUUUGAUGUGGUUAACAUGACAGCCCUAAUUGAUAUGUAUGCCAAGUGUGGGAAAAUGAACUCUGCAGAACGGAUAUUUGAGAAUGGGUAUGUCUAUAAAGAUGUUAUUUUAUGGAACUCUAUGAUAACUGGCUAUGGCAUACAUGGUCAUGGGAAUCAAGCUAUUGGUGUGUAUAGUAGAAUGAUAGAAGAGAGAGUCAAGCCAAAUCAAGCUACCUUUGUUUCUCUUUUAGCUGCUUGUAGUCACUCAGGGCUAGUGGAUGAGGGGAUUAAUCUGUUUAACAGCAUGGAAACCGACCAUAACAUUAGGCCGAAUGAGAAGCACUAUGCUUGCUUUGUGGACCUUCUCGGUCGAGCAGGCCGUCUUGAAGAAGCCGAGGCAUUUAUUAGAAAAAUGCCUUUUGAACCAGGUGGUGCUGUUCUUGAAGCUUUACUGAGUUGGUGCCGUACUCCCAGAAACAUCAAUAUGGGUGUAGAAACUGCAGAUAGAUUGCUUCAAUUAGAUGCCAUGAACCCUGGAAUUUAUGUUGUUUUAUCAAAUAUAUAUGCCGAAGGAAAGAGAUGGGAUGCGGUAGAUCACAUUCGAGGCCUCAUGAGGAAACGGGGACUAGCGAAAAUACCCGGAUAUAGCUUGAUUGAAAUAGGAAACCAAGUAUACACCUUUUUUGCUGGUGAUGAUUCACAUCCAAAGUCGGGUGAAAUUUACCGGUUUAUAGAGACGUUAAGGUUAGAGGUGGAGACUUGUGGGUAUGUGCCCGAUACUAGUUGUGUUCUCCGUGAUGUGGAUGAGCAGAUGAAGGUGAAGUUGCUUUGGGGUCAUAGUGAGAGACUAGCAAUAGCAUUUGGAAUUUUGAGCACACCAGCUGGAAGUUUAAUUAGAAUCACUAAGAAUCUUCGGGUUUGUGUUGACUGUCAUAGUUUGACCAAAUAUAUAUCAAAGAUAGUAAAGAGAGAGAUUAUUGUGAGAGAUGCUAAUCGUUUUCAUCACUUCCUGGAUGGUGAAUGUUCUUGUGGUGAUUAUUGGUGAUGAGGGACUUCUCAAAAAAAUGUGUCUAGUAUUAGUAUUGAGUUGUAGUUGGACAUCAUGGUUCUCACUUAUGGAUCAUCUUACAAGAGAUCAAUUUUCGAUCUCGUUAUGCUCACUGGAUUAUGGCAAAGGACCAAAGACUCAAAGUACAGAGUUUGGCAGUUCUUUGGGUUGGGAAAAAGAGCUACUUGCAAAGAGCACAAGUUGGACAUCCAAGAAGAGCCAUUGGGAUAGCACAUUUUUUUUCUUCCCAUGUGAUAUGUUCGUGUGUGAUUUUUUCACUUUGGAAUGGCAUGAAGUUUUGGAGGCAUUAAAUGGAACCAAAUUUAACAUGAAGAUUAUUAAAAGACUAGCACAUGAAGCAAGUCAACUACUAACUUG